AUGCGUGACAACUACAAUCUAGUUGAGUGGGACUAUGAUUACAAGAUGGAGCCUAUUGAUAGAGUUGAUGUGGAAAUAAUCAAACUUUUGGGCUUGUGCAACUUGGAAUCCAUGCCAGCUGUUCAAAUGUGUUAUCCAAUCGCAAACAACGGUCCAAAAGAGGUCCCCGUCCAGGGACUGUAUCAAUAUGGUAUAUUCAGCACAUUUUUUGCUGGGAAUGAGGUUCCAGGGCGGUUCAGUUAUAAAAGUACCAAGUCCUCUAUAUUAUUUAUGGUCCCUUUACUACCUGCUAGUCACAGAAUUCGAGGCUUGAACAUCUUUGCUACCUAUGCAAAGAAUUGUGAUCUUUUUUUUACAAUACUGACUAAAGUGUGUAACAAGAGCAAGGGUCUGAAGUGGAUCUAUCGCCCAGAUUUCUAUGGAAUUCCAGGAGAUGGAGAAGAUAUGAUAUGGUUGAGCCAUUGGAAGAUGGAGAACAAAACAAUAUUACAAUGUGGAGAUCAAGUGGUGGUUUCUGUAGUGGCCGAGUUGAUUCAGAUAAAGGAGUUUGGUGUCGAGCUUGUGCAAGAACACCAGAAUAAUAUAAUGAUAAGUACCCAACACAACACCAAAUCAGAUCCUAAUUAUCCAUGUGUCAUCGGUGGAGAUUUGUCCAUGUGGGAGCAUAUACCAGGAAUAUACUUCCUUGGUUACCAAAAAGACUCUGUUGAACAGACUAUGAAAUUUGCGUGGAGUAUUUUGUAUCACCUUAUCAUGGACACUGAUGAAGAAGACACAGACAAAGAAGAAGGGCAAGAGGAGGAACCUGAUUACACAAUUGGAAGGACGAGGGAUGCCAGUAGCAAUUGCGGCCUCAGAGGCUGGAAGGUGCUCCUCACAGCUUCCGGCUUAUUUUUCACGCUUGCCCUAGUAGUUCGGUCCUCUAUCUCCCAGAAAAAGAAGCGACAGUAGUCCACAAGAAAUCCAUGAGUUUGUAAUUUUACUUGAUACAGACAUCUUUGGAUUCCCUCCUUGUGUUUAAAUUACUAAAUGAUAAAAACCAAUCUUGUUAUGAUGUUAAAAAUAUGAAGCACAAAUGUAUCUGAGCGUGCGCGUGAGACCUUGGGAACUCUGAAAUUUUCAGUUUUUCAAUUUAGAUAUAAGAGUUAAUGUCU
Messenger RNA from Pyrus x bretschneideri (Chinese white pear), 1154 nucleotides. RefSeq lists its product as uncharacterized. Bases 1 to 951 code for a protein of 316 amino acids. Lineage: Eukaryota; Viridiplantae; Streptophyta; Magnoliopsida; Rosales; Rosaceae. The record is from RefSeq and is a predicted model, not a curated record. The transcript has 3 exons.